AUGGGGGAUAAAAUUGUAUCAAAUACACUAACUUCGUCGUCGAUACCUCCGCCAGCUACUGAAAUAUUGGCCAAAUUUGUCCAUGAUGCCAAAUAUGAAGACUUGGACAAGGACGAUAUUUCCGUUCUCAAAGACUUGCUCCUGGACUACAUUGGGGUUGCAGCUGCCGCUGUCGAGAAAGCCGAGUCCACGGAACCAGUGUUUCAAGCCGUGUUAGAACUUGACGCAAGUUCGAAUGGCCAGGGUGGUUUGUACACCGUAUUUACGAAGGGUCGCAGAUACUGUGCUCAGUCUGCCGCGCUGCUGAAUGCUUUCCUGGGCCAUUCCUUGGACUUUGAUGAUACCUACAGCGAAGGAUCUGUGCACCCUGGUGUGACAGCUAUUACUGCCGGCCUUGUGGCAGCUGAUGGCAUGUCCUUGCGCGAAACACGUGUCGACAUCGCAGGCAAACCUUUCCUCACAGCGGUCGCGGUCGGCUACGAGGUCACUUGCCGCCUCUCACGGGCAGUAGGUCAGGGGUCUUAUGCCCGCGGAUUCCACAAUACCUCCAUCACUGGCAUUUUCGGUGCAAUAGCGACAAUUGCCAAGCUCAAAAGUUUGGAAGCAGGCGUGGUCGAAAUGGCAUUCGGGCUGGCAGGUUCCAAGGCCGCCGGAUCAAUGCAGUACCUGGAAAACGGGUCUUGGAACAAAAGACUUCACCCGGGCUUUGCGGUGCGGGAUGCUUUUCUAUGUCUUGCGUUGGCCGAAAAGGGUGUCUUGGGGGCGUCCAAGAUUUUGGAGGGCAAAUUCGGCUUCUUCCACAUGUAUGCCAUUUCUGGAAGUGACCGACGUAUUGAUUAUGCGAAAUUGUUGGGCAACUUGGGUUCGGAAUGGAUUUUCCUUGCGACAUUAACGAAACCGUAUCCGGCGUGUCGGAUGACCCAUGGCUUAAUCGAAAUGGUGGACCGACUGCGGACAAAAGUUCUAUCGAAGGACUUGUCGUCUUCGCCAAAUGAUCCUUUCCCUUCUCAAACGAUAGAGCAAAUCAGAAUCAAAAUGCCGGCCUACCAAAUUCCGGUGGUCGGGGCGAGCCAGGAAAACAAGAUCCAUCCGCAGAAUGUUGUCGAUGCUCAGUUUUCGGCGUACUACCAAGUGGCUCUUACUUGGCUUCAUGGAGCCAGGACAGGUUGGGCCGGCUAUGACUACCUGGACGACGCAGAUAUGCACAGUCUUGCAGAUCGGAUCACUAUCACGUCCGAUGAGACCUUGUCUCGCUUCCAGCAAACCAUCACGUUGGAGUUCACCGACGGAUCCAAGCUCGAGGACACAAUCCGACCGCACGCUUCACCCCGGGAAGAAGCCAGAACGCCUGAAUAUCACUCCAAAGUAAUUGGCAAGUUCAUCUCGUUGGCGGAAUCCGUUUAUGGAAUUGAAAAAGCUGCGAAGAUCCAGGAGGUGGUCGAGAAUUUGGAAAGCCAUUGUAUUGUAGAGCUGCUGGAUUUGUUGCAAUGA
Molecule: messenger RNA, 1491 nt
Organism: Fonsecaea multimorphosa CBS 102226
Lineage: Eukaryota; Fungi; Ascomycota; Eurotiomycetes; Chaetothyriales; Herpotrichiellaceae
Exons: 1
Coding region: 1-1491 (496 amino acids)
Molecular function (GO): lyase activity
Source: RefSeq, a predicted model, not a curated record